Nothoprocta perdicaria is the source of this 1550-nucleotide messenger RNA. It is a transcript of the gene TSPAN6, whose product is annotated as tetraspanin 6. The transcript is spliced from 8 exons. Lineage: Eukaryota; Metazoa; Chordata; Aves; Tinamiformes; Tinamidae. The annotation marks the transcript as partial. The record is from RefSeq and is a predicted model, not a curated record. Gene Ontology annotation, cellular component: membrane.
UGCCUCAAGAGCGUGCUGCUCACCUACAGCCUCGUCUUCUGGGUCUCGGGCAUCGUGCUGCUCGCCGUGGGCGUGUGGGGCCGCGUGAGCCUCGCCGUCUACUUCUCGCUGCUCGACGAGAAGGCCACCAACGUGCCCUUCGUGCUGGUGGGCGCCGGCGCCGUCGUCGUGCUCCUGGGCACCUUCGGCUGCUUCGCCACGUGCCGCGGCAGCACCUGGAUGCUCAAGCUGUACGCCAUGCUGCUGUCCCUCGUCUUCCUCAUCGUCCUGGUGGCCGCCGUCGUCGGCUUCGUCUUCAGGCACGAGAUCAAGGCGAACUUCGAGACCAACCUUAACCUGGCCCUGAGGAAUUACAACGCGACGGUGGAUCAGCACAGCGAUGCCGUGGACACCAUCCAGAGAACACUCCACUGCUGCGGGGUGCAGAACUACACGGACUGGGAGAAGACCGAGUACUUCRCCCAGAGGGGAAUCCCACAGAGCUGCUGCAAGAGCCAGGACUGCCCGGAGGGGGAUCUGAAGGACCUGAGCAAAGCCAAGGCCAAAGUCUUUGUGGAUGGCUGUUUUUUCCUCGUGACAUCGACGAUGGAGUCAAAAAUGAGCAUUGUGGCUGGAAUCUCCUUCGGCAUUGCGUGCUUCCAGCUAAUUGGCAUCUUCCUGGCGUGCUGCCUGUCCCGGCACAUCACAAACAAUCAGUACGAGAUGGUGUAGCUGGCCCCAGCACGCUGCGGCUGUGACCAAGGGAAUUCCCUCUGCUCUCCCGUGUCUGGGGAAAGCGUAGCCAUCUUCAAUAUUCCUCCGGACGCCGCUUCGUGGAAUCACGCUUUGAAUCGACUGAUCUUCUUCUCAACUGGCUCCUAGAAACGAGUGCAACAGCUGUUCUGUUGCGCUCAGGGACUUGUCCUAACACUACUCUGCUGUACCACUGAGUGGGAUAAUUAGUGUAGCUGAGGUGGUUACAGUAAGUGCGUUCCUGCGGGCGCUGCAGUCGCGGCUCUCGCCUCAGCCAUGCACUGAAGUGCCGUGUUGAAGCAGACGCUGCUGUCAGACCGUGCUGGCGGCCUCGCGGGACUCUCCCGUGCUCUUAUCUGGUGCCUCCGCGGGRAAAGCGGCGCUUUCUCUCAUCUCUGACCUCUGCUCCCGGCCUUUGAAAUCCCAGCGCUGUUCAGGCUCGCUCACUGGAUGGGGUUGCUCUUGAGAUGGGGCUGAUGCCCCAUUAAAAACUGCCCUGCCUGCCUGAAGCUCUUUGUUCAGCAAGGCCUCAGCUUGUUCCCAGGUUUUCUCGUCCCCAUGCUGGGUUUUAUAUACUUUUUUAUAGUUGUACUUUUUUAAGGAGUCAUAUUCCUUUCUUAAUCAGGCCGUAGUGAUUCUUUGUUAGUUGUAGCAAGGUUUGGUGAUGUAGCUCCUGGUGCCUUUAUCCUGGUAGGUGUCCUUGCACCGAGUCAGCUGUGACUUGAUUGUCAGUAUUAUAUGCUGCUUUAACUCGUUUUGUUUGUUGAGUAGAACACUUUUGUCACGGGAUACAAUAAAUAUUGAAAUAUUUUACUCUA